AGCCGGUCAGGACGUCGUUGAAGAGAACAAUCUACAAGUGCAUGGGCAGGGUGGAAGGCUAGGUUACCGUGAGGGACCGGACGGAAUUAUGAAGCGCUCAACGAGAAGCAAGCUUGCGCCUCUGCUGAUGCUGGCAUGUGCGACGGCAGGCGUGCUGGCUGGUUCCAAGACGUUCAGUAUUAAUGAUGAUAUUCUGGCUUUUCCGCAGUUUCGAGUGGUCUACCCCGAUGAAUUUGUCCUCGAGUCCGACGCACAAGCACUGUUAGAAGCGCAAGAUUCAGCAUUUACGUCCUCAGACGAGCAAGGAGACAAGGACAAACAGGUGCGAUUGGCAAAGGCACAAAAAGGAGAGAACAGUCAUCCGUCGCCCGGUUCCCAGGAUGGGUUUGCCGGCACGUAUGAGGAGAUGAUUCUGCAGGGUCAACCAUACUUGUGUCAGAUCCCCCGGGUCGAAACAGAAACGUCUACAGCUACCGAUGAUGCCCGGAAUAAGGAAGAAGAGGAGAAAGAGCUGGCCCGCGCCACGGACCGCGGAUUGGAACUAUUGCGCGAGUUGGAGGGAAAGUGCAUGUACUACGUGUCCGGAUGGUGGUCAUACUCGUUCUGCUACAAGAACCAAGUCAAGCAGUUCCAUGCUCUUCCGUCUGGAAUGGGUGUGCCGAGCUACCCGCCUGUCGAAGACCCGACCACGCAUUCUUUUGUCCUAGGCAAAUUUGGACAUGGGGAUGACGAGGAAGAAGAAGCGACUGAAGACAGGAAGAUGAGCACGGAUGUCGCGGAACUACAAACCAAAGGGGAGUCAAGAUAUCUCGUGCAGCGGCUGGGCGGAGGUACGAAGUGCGAUUUGACGGGCAAGGAGCGCAAGAUCGAGAUCCAGUUCCACUGCCAUCCGCAGUCGACAGACCGCAUUGGGUGGAUUAAAGAGCUCACAACGUGCUCGUACUUGAUGAUCAUAUACACUCCCCGGCUCUGCCAUGAUGUCGCGUUCCUGCCACCGCAACAUGACGACGUCCACCUGAUUGAAUGCCGGGAAAUCAUUACCCCGGACGAAAUCGGUGACUGGGAAGCGGCGCGGGCUCAUCGACUGGCGCAGAAGCUUGUUGAGGCUGCCAGCGCUGAAUUCCCCCUGGUGGGAGGGAUCGAGGUAGGCGCGCAGAAAUUGGUAGGCAUGGAAGGAAAGGAGAUCCAAAAGGGACGUGUGGCGACUGCUGGGGAGGAGAGAGUGGAAGUCGUGGCUAAGAAGGAGGGCGGGGAGGUGCAACUGCUGUCCAAGGAGGAGCUGGAGAAAUUCGACCUCGACCCGGAGAAGAUCGAGCUGUUGAAGAAGCGACUUGAGGAGCUGGCAAAGGGCAAGGAUUGGAAGCUGGAGGUGAUUGAAGUGAACGGGGGUCGGGAAAUCCGUGGGAUCCUAGACCCCGAUGACGACGAAGACGAAUACGGAUCCGCAGAGGGCACAGAGAAAUCGACCGAUUCGACAAAGCAGUCCGACGAGGAUAAGAAGGGAGACGCUAGAAAGGAGCAGGAGACCGCUCAGGACGAGCAUCAGACGAAGCCGCUCAAGGAGAAAAAGACGCGGCCACCGCACCAACCUCCUCCUCCAGAGUCUACCAACGAUGAUUCCAAAGAAGGCAGCGAGGAGACCUUCAAGGAAGAAUUGUAAUUUUGAUGGAUAUACGGAGUAUUGCCUUAGUGAUUUGCUCUACGGAGCCGUGGUCAUCUUUUUCAAGCGUAUCCAGUUUCAGGUGUA
This is a messenger RNA of Paecilomyces variotii, 1747 nucleotides long. RefSeq names its product putative misfolded glyco proteins degradation protein Yos9. The record is from RefSeq and is a predicted model, not a curated record. The transcript is spliced from 2 exons. Lineage: Eukaryota; Fungi; Ascomycota; Eurotiomycetes; Eurotiales; Thermoascaceae. Gene Ontology annotation, biological process: retrograde protein transport, ER to cytosol; endoplasmic reticulum unfolded protein response. Gene Ontology annotation, cellular component: endoplasmic reticulum lumen. Bases 89 to 1660 code for a protein of 523 amino acids.